Mus musculus (house mouse) is the source of this 1295-nucleotide messenger RNA. It is a transcript of the gene Defb14, whose product is annotated as defensin beta 14. The record is from RefSeq and is a predicted model, not a curated record. Lineage: Eukaryota; Metazoa; Chordata; Mammalia; Rodentia; Muridae. Gene Ontology annotation, biological process: defense response; defense response to bacterium; positive chemotaxis. Gene Ontology annotation, cellular component: extracellular region. The transcript has 3 exons. The coding region runs from base 995 to 1198 and encodes 67 amino acids.
CAUAAAAAUGAUCUUCAUUGCUACUUCAUAACUGUAAUUUUGCUACUGUUAGAAAUUGUAAUAUGAUUUGUGACCUGCAGGUUGAGAAUCACUGCCUUAGAGGAUCACAAAGACAUGAAGGGUGGUCCCCUAGUGUCCCCGGGGUGACUUGCUAUUUCUUUCCACCCAUUACCCUGCUAUAGUGGGAGAGAUUAUAGUAUUAGCCCCACCAGACACCUUUCCAAGCCAAACCCUACCUCCUGGGGCUGAAACAGUCAUUCAAUACAACUCUCUUGGAGCCAGAUGAGACACACAUUUAUAAAAGAAAUGGUCAACACAUUCCCCCCUGGGAUCCAGAAGAUAACUUUAUCAGCAGUAUCACAACAUGUCAAAACAUUAAGUUUAUUUAUUUAUUUGUUUAUUUUUGGAACUGUCUUCAGAGUCCUUCCACAUAACAGGCCAACACAAAGUCUUCUCCUGCCUAGACUCUGGUUUAGCAAGACCACACAAGUCCUCUUCCAAAGGAAUCCAAGGCUCUAGAAGCUAGGAGGUCUACCACAGUCCUCUGCCAUUUUCUCCCCUCCAAGGAAAAGCAGAUCUUUGUCAGCCCACAGACACUGAAUGGAUCUCUAAGUUCCUGAGUCAUCGGGGUGGCUGGAGGCCAGGUGAACCUGCCAGGUUCCCAAGCUUCCUGGGAGACGCCCAGUGUGCGUGAGCUCACAAUAGACUAGAGGUUGCUCUGCUGGUGACUCCGUUGGAGGCUGUCAUGUGUCCUGCCCACAAGGAAAUGUGCUUCCUUCAGCUGAGUCUGAGAAUUCACAGGGCACUCUUCCCAUGAGCAGAGCAGCCAGGGCUGGUGGUUUCUGUAUGACCCACGGGGAGCAAAGAGCAUCAGUGUGGCCGGACCCAGCACAAUGCAAAACUCAGAUGAGGUCUUCCCAGUCAGGUGCAGAUGAAUUCUGGUGGAUAAGCACACAUUUUGUCCCAGUCUCAGCUUGUUGGGAAGCAGUCAACUAUGAGGCUUCAUUAUCUGCUAUUUGUAUUCCUCAUCUUGUUCUUGGUGCCUGCUCCAGGGGACGCAUUCCUACCAAAAACCCUCCGAAAAUUUUUCUGCAGAAUAAGAGGUGGCCGGUGUGCUGUACUUAACUGCCUUGGAAAGGAAGAACAAAUAGGUCGAUGUUCUAAUAGCGGUCGAAAAUGCUGCCGAAAGAAGAAGUAGAAGACCCUGACUCAAACUUAGAAUAUGCAGGGUGAGGGUGGGGGAGGUCCUUCUGGGAAUGUAUAAAAGGAAAAUCAAGUUAUUAUAUAUAUAUAUU